AUGACAGAGAUAAUUCCUCACUCUCCUGAGAUCUCUACAAGACCUCCCUCAGCAUCUCAGCCAUCCAAUGUAGAGGAAGUGAAGUACUCUAAUGUAGAAAAAAUCAAGGACUCUUACCAAGAGGAACCUGAGAUCACCCCAAGCAACAUGCACAAGGUAGCUGCUGAGGUAGUUGGGACAUACAUACUUAUAUUCAUUGGCUGUGGAUCGUCAUUUAUAGACCAAAAAUACAAUAUUACACUGGUUGGUGUAGCAUUAGCAUGGUGUUUCGCAGUAAUGGCUCUAGUAUACACACUUGGGCACAUAUCAGGAGCCCAUGUCAAUCCAGCAGUCACCAUUGCCUUCGCCACAGCCGGCCGAUUCCCUUGGAAACAGGUCCCUCUGUAUGUGGUAGCUCAAAUGCUGGGUUCUAUCCUUGCAAGCAUCACUCUAAGAUGGCUGUUCGACGGCAAUCCUGCAGUUGUGAUGCUAACACUUCCUGAUAAGUCGACGAAUGAUCUCAACGUUGUUGCAUGGGAGAUUAUCAUCACGUUCAUCUUGAUGUUUGUUAUAUCUGGUGCUGCCACUGAUGACAGAGGGAUAAAGGAGCUCUCUGGAGUUGCAAUAGGUGUGACCAUCUUCUUUAACGUCCUCAUAGCUGGGAAAGUAACUGGGGCUUCCAUGAACCCUGCAAGGAGCUUAGGACCAGCCUUUGCAACAAAAAACUUUCACAAGCUCUUGCUAUACAUAGUAGCACCAGUGAUUGGGGCAGUUGCAGGAUCUACUGUGUACAAUCUCCUACGCUUGCCUGAAAACCCUACGAUAAAGAUCGUCACAAGUAAUUUUGACAAGAUCGACAGCCAGUUCGAGCCCACAUACUCAGCUCUCUGGGAACAGAACAAGAUUCUGUUAGAUGGAAAUGGACGAAAGUUGAAUGCAAGAAUAUCAGAUGAAAGUGUUUGGAGUACUAAGGUGUUUGCAUCUAAAUUAGGUGUCUUCUACCAAAUUAGUCAUCUUGCCGAGAACCCAAUGCAAGGGUGGGUUGUACUUGUUAUGGUGCUUAAAUAG
Phoenix dactylifera (date palm) is the source of this 1047-nucleotide messenger RNA. The record is from RefSeq and is a predicted model, not a curated record. NCBI's taxonomy places the organism in Eukaryota, Viridiplantae, Streptophyta, Magnoliopsida, Arecales, Arecaceae.